AUGGAUGUUAAGGACAGCAAUCUCCGUGAAUUGCCUCCGGAACCAAAUGCCUUUCUCUCUCUAAUUAAAAACGAAGAUGUAUCUACUAUCAUCACCUCUCAAGAAGGCCUCCUUUCUCGUUUGGAAAAGACAAGUGCAAUGCUUCAAACCGUAAACGAGCUUUCAAAUCAAAGACGUGAUACCCUCGCUAGCCAGUUGGUGACAAGCACGCGUGUUCUUGUUUCGGUAAAACGUGAACUCAAUUUGAUUUUAAAACGAACUGGAUAUAUCAAGAAGAUCCUGAGGAUGCAGUAUCCUGUUGAGUAUGAUAUCGCAUCACUCAAGCUAGAAAGCGCUUGGAAAACUGACUUAGACGCAGAACGCGACGAUUUUACUCCUGCAGCCACUUCAAACUUCCAUCCUGAUAUGGUAUUUGAUGUUCUUUUUCUGCUUGUCGCACUGGUGAGUUUAUGGGUGCGUCAACGGACUGCCGACGUGAAGACAUAUUGCUUUGGAUACGAUAGAUUUGAGGUGAUUGCUGUGUUUGCGUCAACGAUUUUAUCCAUCAUUUCUUCAUUUUAUCUCCUGAAGGAGGCUAUAGAACGAAUAUUUGAACCCGCCAUGGUGGCCGCUGAAUACAUACCGUGGACAGCACUGAUAUGCAUCGGGUUACACAUGAUCUCUAUAUAUUCCAUCGAAAAUCCGGCUUUUAAUCACGUCACCCAGGCAAGCAUGUCAAGCUGGCUGCAGGACCAAGUUGCUGACAUCAGCCGCUCAUUGAGGAAUACCAUCCCUGGUUUUUCUCGAAUCCUGCCUCCUCGGAUGAACCCUAUCACUUUAGUGGGGUCGUUGGUCGUUGUGGUGAUUCUUUUUACUUAUAUGGUGAUAGACCCAACGACCGAGGCUGGCACCCUUCCUGACACGGUAGCGGCGGUCGUGAUUUCUCUUCUCCUCUUUAACACAAUGGUCCCAAUGGCAGUUUAUAGUGGAAAAAUAUUGCUACAAACGACUCCUUCGUACCUUGUUACGGCAUUAGACAAGGCCCUUCGAGAAUCGUCCACUCUUGAAGGCGUCCUGGAGCUUCGAAACGAGCACUUUUGGACGAUUGGGUUUGGCACCCUCGUGGGCAGUCUUUACGUUCGCGUUCGACGAGAUGCCACUGAACAGCUGGUAUUGGCUCACGUCGCCAAACGGCUUCACCCAUUCGUCAAACAUCUCACUAUUCAGGUCAUCAAAGACGACUGGGCUCGUCCAACAACUACUCUUAAUUUCGAUUGGCCGCCGCCGACGGGUUAUCUGCAAAGUGCGUCACCUUACCGGGUAUCCACGAGAGAUGAAAACCACGGUCACAGCCACUCCAGUUCCUCGUGUAAUCAUGGCCACUCACACUAA
Messenger RNA from Mesocestoides corti, 1371 nucleotides. The record is from the annotation of a GenBank genome assembly. NCBI's taxonomy places the organism in Eukaryota, Metazoa, Platyhelminthes, Cestoda, Cyclophyllidea, Mesocestoididae.